Molecule: messenger RNA, 2737 nt
Organism: Cynara cardunculus var. scolymus (artichoke)
Lineage: Eukaryota; Viridiplantae; Streptophyta; Magnoliopsida; Asterales; Asteraceae
Product: corepressor interacting with RBPJ 1-like
Exons: 1
Coding region: 205-885 (226 amino acids)
Source: RefSeq, a predicted model, not a curated record
CUCUUCACCCCCUCUGCAUCUCUCCAUCGAUUUUUCUUCGAUCGGUUUUAACAGGAUUCGCCGCCGACGGCCGAAUUCAAUUCUUCAGAUUCCGGUUUGUUAGGGUUUUGAACUGCCGGCGACGGGUAAUCCCGAGUCGAUUUCGCGCAGGAAGUUAGGGUUUUGAAAUUCGAAUUUUGGAGGCGGUUUUUACAUUUAGUUAUUAUGCCGAGAAGUUCGAGGAGUAAAUCGCACAAGCAAAGCAAGCAUAGUUCGAAGGAGACGGCGGCUGCUGCGAGGGACUACUCGGGUUCAGACGAGGAUGUGAAAAUGAAAGAGAGAAGUAGUAAUGAUGGUAAGGAAGAUGGGGUUUCGGUUAGGAUUUCCAAGGAUUCUUCAGCUGCUGGAGAAAGACGGAAACAUGGUAAGGAUCUAUCUAGUAGUCAUGGGAAUGGGGAUGUAACUGAGGAGUAUACGACGUCGUCGAAGCGGCGGGAAGAGAAGAGUCAUGGUGGUAGUGAUAGGUGGAAUGGUGGGAGUAGUGAGGAGAAAGGUGUAGUUGUAAACAUAGAGAAUAAGGAGUUGUUGAAGUCAAAGGAUUUUUCGAAAGGUGUCGGUGAGUCAAAGAGCAAGAGUAGCAGGAGGCAUGAUGCUGAGAGUGCGAAUGCCGUGGUAACAGAGAAGGAUGAAAGUAAGAGCGGUAGUGGGAAUAGAGGCGAAAAGAGGAAAUCUGAGAAAGAAUCUGCGAGAAAAGAGAACAGUAAAGAAAAUAAGGAAUCGAAGGACAAGGAUCGUGGGUCUGAUCGGGGAAGGAAGGUUCACCCUGAUAAGCUCGAGCCUGAGGCAUCGUCGAAACAUGUUGAAAAUCAAACGAGCAAAAGAGGAAAAGAAAUUACUGGUAUGUAACUUUGUUAUUUUGGUAUGUUUGGGAACUAGUUCGUGCCAGGAAAGUUAUAAAGAUUGUGUUGCAUAAAUCUAUAAUCGGUAUGUGCGUAAUAAGGUUUAGUUGGGAACACUUUGUGGUUGGUUGUGCAUUGUACUACUUGUACAUUGCUUUUGCUGAACCCGAGUUGAGUUAUCAAGGUUGGUAUCCAUUUGUAUGUGAUGCAUGGUUUCUCAGUGCUCAAGCGAUUGGUCAUCUGUAAUUCUCUUUUCUGUAAAAUGAGGAAAAGAAGACAAUGCCAACCUUCUCCCAUACACCAUCCUUUUGUAAUUCUUGCACAUUGUGUGGGAUUUAUCAGCAUUGACAUUUCUACUACAGUCAUCUUUUGGAUGUUGUCAUUUGGUGCCCAACAGUAUUCUCUAUAAUACAUAGUGUAUCUUCAGCUUCUCAGUGGGACUUUCCAAUUACACAAGCUCAGUUUUCAGUGGGGCUUUCCAAUUGCACAAGACUUCUGGUUUUGGUUCCAAUUGCAUGAUUCUUGUCUCAAAUUCAUUUAUGCCGAGCUAUCCUAAUUCCUAUGGCUAGCAUUUUCAUCAACCUCUUCAUCCUUAUGUAUCAUAUAAAUUGAAAGCAUUGGAAGAAAAUGUCCUAGGUACUUGUUUGCGGAAAGCAUGGGAGUUGGAAUGCACACACGAAAGGGGAUGCAAGCAACGCACAUCGAAGUAACCUAUUGCCAUAGAACUGCGGAUAUAUUGAACCACAUUUUUGGUUUUCUCUAUCAACACCACUAGAGUUGCACUUCAUGUUCUCACGUUUGGUUCAGUUUGAUCCAAUGCUUUUUAGCUUUUAAGGGGUUAUAUCGUACAUCCAACUGCAUAGACACUGCCUAGUUUCAUCUGUCAUCUAGACAUCGUCAGACAAAAUCAUAUAUCAUGGUGUAUUGUGUUGUAUUUUCUUUGUGAGCUCAUUCAUGACUCAUUAGUAAGAAUAAUGACUUAACAUUACACAGUUGGCAUGCCCCUGUUAUAACAGAUUGACAGGGAAACAUUUGUUUUCCACCCCACUGCUUUCAUGUUCACAGCUAUAUCGUCAUGCAUAUCUUUGUUCCCAUUCAUGCCAUUUUUGGACGUACUUCUCAUUAUCUUACCACAUCAGUCUCCAUGGCACCUUAUUGUAUGCCUUCUCUAGAUCAAUGCAGAUGCUAAUAAUACCGUAAGAGGUUUAUUGUAGAUGGAUCAGUUUGAUGUAACCUUAAGGGUGUAUAGACGUACUCAAAAAAUUUCAAUCAAGCACCAUAAAAUUCUGUUCAAUGAGAAUUAUUUUCAUGAGAAAAGUUUUUGGGGACAUUAUUCAACCCGACUCUCGCACCGGAAAUGUCAAUAUCGUCCCUUGGGAACUGCAUACAUGAUUCUUAGAUAAGCUUUUAUUAUGGUGUGGUGGCUAUAUCUUGGCGAGGAUGUGCUUAUGAAUUACUUCUUUUUGCUUCUUAAAACCAUAUGGUCUUUUAGAAUGGGGCUGUAUCUAUAAGGGAGUGGUAUUUCAUAUGAUAUUAUAGUUUUGCUGGCACACAAAACACGUAGUUUGUCUAUCCGCUAGCUGAUGUCUUGUAAUCCGGUUUUGGCUUCUAGCUUAUGGGGAUGUCAAAGAUGAUUUACUUACUUUUCUCCUUCUAUACCUUUUUUUUUACUUUAGUCGUCUUCUUCCAGUUCCACACUUUUACUUAUGAUGCUUAUGCUACUCUUCUUGAUGUUUCUUUGUGUUCCCAUCUAGUUAGGUUGGUCUUUUUGACAAUGAUGCAAUCAUGUAGGGUUGCAGAGUGCUCUUAUCUAACGAACAUAUGGAUUAAGCUUAUCCGUACUAUAAUAAACUGGGUGG